UUUCCGUCUGUUUCUUGUUGCAUUUACCACAAACAUGACCACUGCAACACCCACACUCUUCCAAUCUCUCCCGCCAAUUCCACCUCCUACAAAUCCGCAUACCAGCCAUCACCGACCUCCACUACCGGCACUUAGUCAAGUUACCGGAGGGAGAAGACGGAAGUCGUUUCCGUUUGCUCUAGAAGCCAAGAUGAUUAUCACGCCACUAUCAAGGCCCUCAAUUCCAGAGGUCGCUUUCCGAGAAAAUCUCUCAGCCAGCAUUACAUGUCGAAUUCUGAAAUUAACGAGCAGCUUUCUCUUGCGGCUAAUGUUAAGCAAGGGAUCUGGUGUUAGACAUUGGACCUGGAACUGGAUCUCUGACCAACGUCCUUAUAAAUGCUGGUGCUAUCGUCCUUGCAAUCGAAAAAGCUACAGAAUUAUGCACUCUUUGAGUUAUGUGCUACGGGAUCCACACAUGGCUGACCUUGUGAGAGAAAGGUUUGCAGGCAUAGACCAGUUCAAGGUUUUGCAGGUGGACUUCGCUAAGUGUCACAUUCACUCCCACAUGAUCUCAUUGUUGGAAAGUAGAAAGUCUUUAGCUGCAAACUCAAGCCAUGCAAAAUGAGCUAAUUCCAUGGGGCCAUUUGGUUCAUUAAUGCUGGUAACAUUAAAAGACAGCAUUCAAGUACAAAUACGUGCAUUUUGUUCUAAAAACCCAGCCUUUUCGAAGGAGGAUGGAAAAUGUGACAAAAGUUGGCUUUCAAGAUAUUUAUAUCUUGGCAUUAAGAAACUGGGGGUAUUAAGGCCCUUCCUUACUUGCAAAUUGCCUCCACCACACCUCAUCGUCAAUUGAUUCAGAUAUCUGAGUGCCACAGGAACAUCUUUACUCUACUGUGACAGGUAUGGCAUUGCCCUCUCUUUCUCUGUCCUACUCCUUGCUUUUACUCUCUUUUCUCUGUUCAUCCGUUUGCCUUGUGGGGUCGUAUCCCUGUACCUUUUUAAGUUACCUAGUUGGUUGUGUAACUUAAAACAGCUGAUGCUAGGAUAUUAAUUUAGUCUGUUUGAGUUACUUAUGAUUUUCAAAUGAAUUCUUGAAAGGAUUAGAUUAAUACACACGAGGCGCUUUUUAUAUGCAUAUGAAUAACACCCUUAUUUUUUUUGUAAAGUUAUGUUUAUUAAUGCUGCAUUAGGAUGAUUAUGAGAGUUGUCUUUUCUUUAUUUGUGCUUUCAUUAUGACUCUCUAUUCUUUAUUUGUGCUUGACAUUACUGUUUGUGGUUUGCAUUUCCGAACCAUGGAGUUAUAAUUAUAACAGUCUUACCUUAUAAUUUUGCUCUGUUUAGGGAUGUUGUUACUAAUUUCCAAGCAAUUGUGACUAUUAUGGUAUGGUUUAUUUCCUUAGGCUAUGUUAACCAAAUCAUAACCAUGCUAAUGGAGGAAAUGAUAACUGACUUGAGUUUGAUAUGGUUGAGUGGCAUAACCAACUUAUCUUCUUCCUGAAUAUAUCUAUGUAUAUGUAUGUAUACUGGAUUCUUAUUGUCUCACUGAAAAAAACAUUGUGUUAGUGCUUCUACUGGAAGAACUUCAUAUCAAUGUUAGUUUCUUCUCCCAUCAAGCAAAAAGAGAAAAUUUUUUUGGAUAAUGACUAUCUACUUUAAAAGAAAGAACUGGUAUAAAAUCUUGAUAGUCAAGAGGUGUAGGUGAUUGACUGUGUAAAGAUUUGGUCAUUUGAUAUUACUCAGUGUUCCUUGUUUGCCUUGCAGACUUUAAAGGUUUAUUAUCUUUUUAAACUUCUGUUUUUGGGGCUUUUUUCCUUUUAAUGGUUCCAUUUGUAAUCUUAGGAAAGGAUUGCUUAUUUUGGUUGAAGGGUUUAUGCUGUAUUAAAAUACUUUCCUUAUCCUUGCUAGCAUUUAGGAGUCCAUGCGAAAUAGUUCUUAUGUAACGACCCUGGAAAUAUUAAA
Molecule: messenger RNA, 1938 nt
Organism: Carica papaya (papaya)
Lineage: Eukaryota; Viridiplantae; Streptophyta; Magnoliopsida; Brassicales; Caricaceae
Source: RefSeq, a predicted model, not a curated record